Papaver somniferum (opium poppy) is the source of this 1534-nucleotide messenger RNA. RefSeq names its product protein DOG1-like 3. The record is from RefSeq and is a predicted model, not a curated record. Gene Ontology annotation, molecular function: sequence-specific DNA binding. Gene Ontology annotation, biological process: DNA-templated transcription. Lineage: Eukaryota; Viridiplantae; Streptophyta; Magnoliopsida; Ranunculales; Papaveraceae. Bases 194 to 1165 code for a protein of 323 amino acids. The transcript has a single exon.
UUUCAAUCGAAACCCACAGUUUCUGGUUAACUUAAUCUAUCGGUCUUAAAAUACUCUUGGAUCUUCCAGCUUCAAAUACAUCGUCUUUGAUACACACCAGAACUAUAUAUAUAUAAAAUCUCUCUUAGCAUCUUUGUUCUGUUUCCUAGCAGUGCUGCAACAGCAGCAGCAGCAGUAGCAGUAACAAAUUAGAAUGGCAUCAACAUUAGUGCAAAACACAGUUACCGCGGCACCAGAACAUGAAAGUUUUCAGAAUUUCUUCGAAAGUUGGAUUAGCGAACAAAAUCGUGACCUCCAAGAGUUAAUUUCUGCAUCACAAGCUCGAGAUGCUGAUCGAAAUAAUCAUCAUGAAGAAUCAUCCUCCAGAUCUCUACAAACAUGCAAGGUUGAGGCAGGAAAUCAAGAACAAGUAGUAGAAGAAAAUGUUGUGCGUCCUUUGAUUGACCGAGUCGUUCGUCAUUAUGAAAACUACUAUCGGAUAAAACACGAAUGGGUUCAAAAAGACGUUCUCUCCAUGUUGACUCCGAGUUGGAGAAGCUCACUUGAAGAAGCUUUUCUUUGGAUUGGUGGGUGGAGACCUAGUAUGGCAUUUCAUCUCUUAUACUCUAAAGCAGGAAUCCAGCUUGAAGCUCGACUAGCUGACAUAAUUCGUGGACUCAGUACGGGAGAUUUAGCUGAUUUAUCAGCGAGUCAACUAGCUAAUGUAGACGAGUUGCAUAGAAGAACUCUAAGAGAAGAGAAAGAACUAACGGAGAAGAUGGCUGAGCAUCAAGAAACGGUGGCUGACUCUUCCAUGGUUGAGUUAUCUCACGUGGUGACCGAGUUAAUAAGAAGCGGUGAGUCGAAUCAGAAUAAUGAUGAUGAACUUGAAGAUAGAAUUGAGUCGACUCUGGCACCUAAAGAAGCUGGGCUUGAGAAUAUUAUGGAAAAGGCUGACGAUCUUCGAGUAAGAACGCUCAAAGGUGUAAUUGACAUAUUAACUCCGUCGCAAGCCGUUGAUUUCCUGAUUGCUGCAGCUGAGCUGCAUUUGAGGCUUCAUGAUUGGGGUAAGAAGAAGGAUAUGAAUCAGAAUAACCAAGUUCAAGAUCCCCAAGGGACUCAUGACCACCAGUAUAUUGGGUCCCCAGUCGCAGCUACUGCUGGUGGUAGUGGUGAAGAACCAUAGCUUGAGGGAAGCGCCACCACGGAUGUGGAUGAGCGUAUCUAGUUUUUCUUUUCUUUGUGUUGUCUAUUAGCCUAAAUGCUUCCCUGCUAUCAGCGUUCUUACGUGCCCUGAGUGAGUAGCCUUCCUACGUUUUACAUUAUGUGUUAAUGCAAGGAAUAGCUAGUCAUACAAAAGCGUAAGAACGGUAAUAAAGGAGAGGGGUGCUGAAUCCUUCUCCUUAAGUAGCAGAGUAGGAGAUCGGUUUCUGAGAGUAGGGAAUAAUUUUGUACAUUACACGGGCCUGUAUGAACUCCAGUGUUUAUCUUUAGAUCAGAACUCUAAUGUAUAUGUAUAUUAUCCGCAUUGAUUUAACUUUCUCUUUUGAUUUAA